Molecule: messenger RNA, 3981 nt
Organism: Leptosomus discolor (cuckoo roller)
Lineage: Eukaryota; Metazoa; Chordata; Aves; Leptosomiformes; Leptosomidae
Source: RefSeq, a predicted model, not a curated record
AUGGCGGGGGCACCUCCUGCCCUCUCCGGCCUCUCAGCCCGAGAGGUCAGUUUUGAUUCUCACAUCUGGUUAAUAAACUCUUCAGCUUGUAAUGGACUUGUGACAGUUCUGGGCUUCAUGAACCUUGAAUCUGAAGAGUGUUUUUAUGAAAAGGUACAGCAGAGGUGUCUGAGUCUGCAGGAAGCAAAGGUGAAGAUGAUUCACGCACAAAAGGCAAGAGAAGAAAAGGCAAAGAGAGAACCCUGUGACUGGCUGUCCAAAGAGUGGUUCAGUGAGGAGAAAGAGUCACUAGAUACUCGCAUCUAUUUGCUUGACAAACUCCUGCCUACGUUAAUCCCAGGAGUGGAAAAACUGUUAAUGGAAGUGGAGAGAAAGAAUGUGCUUGCACCAGACAAAGAACCACCCAAAUUUAACCCCAUUAAUUUUCUGGGAGAAUAUCUGAUGAGACAUAACCCUCGGUAUAGUAUUCCUACAAAACCGGGCCCGUACCUGAGAGGAAUGAAGAUGGUCACGGAGGAGCUAAAAACUGAGAUGCCGGGUACAACAUCAGAGAGGCUGGCCAGGAUGAAGGCUGAGGCAAAGAGCAAACGUAAGGACAGGGAGCAGGUGGACAGUAUGGAGUCUCAGGUGAAAGAGAUGAGAAAGGAGGCACUGGCAAUUCAGUUCAAAGAGAGGACAGUGGAUGUCAGUGGCAGAAUACCGGUUGCACUGGUUCAGAGUGCCCUGAGGUCUUUUCCAGAUGUGAGAAAACCAAUCUGUGACAGGAAGCUGGAAAUCAUAGAAACGUUGGGGAAAAAAGCAAACAUAGAUGAAUUCACAGAGUAUGUCCAUUCCUACACCAAACAUUUUUCAAAUUACAUGUUCCAAGAAAUCCUGAGGCAUCUCUGUCAGUGUGCUGAUGACUUCCAAGAAGCGAUAAAACAUGAUAUGCAAAUGUUUACCGACCUCUUCCUAGAUUGCGAUUACGGAAAGGUUACUCUCUUGGACAGACAAAAAAUACUUGCCCUGCUGGUAGACUUCUAUGACAGAAGCCCCGUGAUUGCUAAGAGGGGAUUCUGUAACCCGAGACAGUGGCAAAUAAUCGACCUGCAAGAGAUUGAGCUUGCGGAUUUAUGGGGAUGCCUUGAUGACCAGGAAGUUUGUGAGGAACUCAGUGAAAAGUUAGUCUUGCCUCAAACAGGAACCUCUGAGGGAGAGAUGUUGGCAUGUGAACCUGUAGGAGAUAACAGAGAAGGCACAUACAGAAUGAGACCUAGUGCCAGAGAUCUUUUUGAAGCUGACACCGGAGGAAUUUCUAAGGAAGAAACCAAAACAGCAGAAUUAAGUGACGCUGGAGUGAGAAAGGAAGGCGAGGACACUGUGUCAGCGGUGAAAAGCACUGAUUUUGGAGCUAGUGAUCUGGAUGGAGAUGCCAUACACAGGGAGAAAGCCAGUUCCAAUGAAGACAUCAAAACAGAGAGGCAAACUGAGCCUGCAAGUGCAGACAGACAGGAGGAAGCUUUCCCAGGAUUAGCCUCUACUGGGUACAGUCUCAGUAGAGAUGGAGAACCUGGAUCUGAAAAACAGGUGGAGGAAGAGGAAUUUAGCCCGGGUAGAGAGCCUGAUACAGAAACAAAUAGGGAAGAAGAUUAUUGUAUCUUGGACAGAGAACCUGGCUCAGAAGGGCAAGUUAGUCAGUAGGAGGAGAAGUGAAUUGCAGAAGCAACCGAGACAAUUUCAGGACCAACACCUGAAGCUACAACCAUGAUCUCAGAAGACAGAGCUGUGGCAGACACGGAUGUCAUUGCUUCAAAACAGGAUGCUCCAGUUGCAGAGGUUGUGAAAGAAACUCCUGCAGAGAGUUUUUCUAGGCAGCAUGGCAGCCAGUUUGGCCAACAGACAAGCUCAGAGACAAGACUGCAGGAUGAGGACCUUCUGCAAGACCAGGGUAAAGACUUACGUCCCGUCAUGGCAGAGAUUCAGAACCGUUGGGCCUCUCGUGCUAGGAGUGCCUUUGAUGAAAGCUGCCUCAACCUGCCACAGUUUGUACAGCUCAUGGAGACAUUUGUUGGUGAAGACAUUUCUCUGCCUACUGUGAAGAGGCUUAUUGCAUUUAUCAAAGAAGAAUACAAACAGACAGAAGAGGAAAAAAAUGAACAACUAGAAAAAGUUCACGGCAUCUCUCGCUUGGCCCAACGGAAACUGCUUUUGGAGGCACUUUUUGAAAAGUGGGACAACAAUGCAUGUUUUCUGGACCUGGAAGAGGUGGAUGCUGUUCUAAGCACGUUCAAGGAAGGGAUGGAAAAAGAGGCCUUGAGGAAAGCAAAGAAACACCUUUGCUCCCGUUACCCACGGCUCAGCAGAGUGGGGAAGCUAUCCCCAGAGGCAUUCCAGACUUCCCUUGAGUUAGUUGCUUCCGAGUUCACUGGUGAGGAGGAUGAACCUCUUGAUAAUUUGGUGGAAUUUCUGACCAGAAGUGUGGAACGAGGUCACAUGGAAUGCUUGCAAAGCUUAACCGGGAGCAAAUGGCUGCACAAUAUCCAGCAAGCAGCUAAGACCAGUGGAGCAAGCACGGAACCAGUUUACAAAGCGGUGUUUGAGGCCCUCUCCCAGGAUGCGGGAGCCCGUGGGGAUAACAAGAAGAUCAGCGCAUAUAUUGCCCUUUUGGAAAAGAACCAGCUCUCACCAGAGCGGGGACAGAUUCUCCUCCACUACGUGGCAUGUACCGCAGCAGAUGCUCUGUAUGUUCUAAACCAGACACUGUACAGAGACAUGAAAGGAGUAAGCUUUGCAGCUGUCAAAGAGGGAAAGCCAAUCCAUGUUCCAAGAGUUCAGCUCCAUGGAAAUAUCCACUUUUGGAAUGAUGACCGCCCAGUGGAGGAGAGAAAAGGUUCGUUCCUGGUACUGCCACUGCAUGAUGCUCGCUGGGGAGUCUUUGGCAUUUCAGGACUUGAUACCCUUUUGGACCAGCGUGAGAAAACCAUCUUUCUGACUCAUGAGAUCAGUUUCUGUCAGCUGGUUUCUCAGGCAUUCAGCAAAGCCUACCACCAUAUCUGCACGCUGGAAAAUGUUCUAUAAAUGACAGUUGCUGCUCUGGACUGGUUGUAUCCCAUGGCACCCAGCAUCUACAACAUUGUUAUGUACCUGGUGGUGGAUUACUGCAGCAAAAAGGCCUACGCGGGACUAUGCUUUGCGCAAAACAUUGCUACAGGUAACACGGGACAAAAAGAAAUUCAUAGUUCUGUUCUCCUCAGAAAAGAAAACCUCUUAAGAGAUUACCUGUUUAAGUGUAUAGACAGCUCAGAGGUCAUUGGCACUUCUGUCUGUGGGGAACACCACACUGCAGCACCUCUCCGUGACCUGUGAGGACAAGCUCUUGGUAUAUUUGGUAUCAGCAUUGGACACCACCAGAAAUUACCACCUCAUGAACAAAAAGACCAGCAGAAAAUGCUGAAGAUGGCCCAAGCUGCCGGCUCUGAGAUACUGAAGAUGUCUUUAGAGGAAACAGAACCAACCUAUGUACUGGGUUUGCUUUUGAUUCCGGAGGCAGAACACGUGGCAAAUUGGAGGCACACGGGGAUUCUCUUCCACUGGUUCAUGCUGCAGGACCUGCGCGAGUGUGUCCAGAAACUCGCUGCUGAGAGCUUUGCUGAAAUAAGGAGCUAUGCAGAACCGCCAGCUCCGGUACAUAACGUAGUCAAGGCUGUGCUGUGGCUUUUCCAUCCAAACUGGAAGGGCUCAGAGAAGACUGAGAACUGCAGUCAGUGUAAACUGAAACUUGAUGACAAUUUGAUUCAGGAGAUUUAUUGCUUUGAUCCAACUGCUGCAUCUGUGCAAGUGCAAGCAGAGGCGCUGCUGGGCUGCAUCACUGGCGUACCUAGAGUGGCGGGGUGGCAGCACGGCUCAGCGCCAGCCGAGUACCUGUACCACUGGGCACACACCUGCCUGUCGCUGGCAGAGAUCACAAGGAGCCCACGCAGCAAAACCCCCUGUCCCUUCUGA